This is a messenger RNA of Schistocerca nitens (vagrant locust), 2035 nucleotides long. RefSeq lists its product as uncharacterized. The record is from RefSeq and is a predicted model, not a curated record. The transcript has 6 exons. Lineage: Eukaryota; Metazoa; Arthropoda; Insecta; Orthoptera; Acrididae. Bases 31 to 819 code for a protein of 262 amino acids.
CGCGCGUGUGUCUCCACGCGUCCAGAAGACAUGGCCCACCACGACUCCUACCUACCUGGCGCUCUGCUGCUUCCGCUGCUGCUGCUGACAGCUGGCGUUCCGUCAACUGCGCUAGCCCUCAAACGUCUGCCGAGCUACGUGCCGCUGUGCCGGCGCGGCGACCCCGCCUUCGACGAGUGCCUGCGACGCGCGACGGCCGAGCUGCGGCCACACCUCGCCAAAGGGGUGCGCGAGCUGCACAUCCCGCCCCUGGAGCCGCUGUCGCUGCCGGAGGUGGACCUGCAGCAGGACGCUCCCGCCCUUACGUAUCGCGCCAGGCUCACCGGCAUUCAGCUCUAUGGCCUCUCCGACUACGUCUUCAGCAACGUUAGAGCGGACGUGGACCACGGCGUGCUGACCGGCUCCCUGCGGCUGCCGCGGCUGCGCCUGGAGGCCGGCUACCACAUCGACGGCACCGUGCUGCAGCGGCGCAUCAGGGGCACCGGCUCGCUCACGGCCAACAUCACGGACACGGCAGCGGAGGUGGAGGUACGCCUGCGCACUGUGUCGCGUCGCGGGGAGAAGUUCCUCACUGUUUCGGACACGGCGCUGCGGCUGGACGUGGGAGCCGCUAUGGUGCUCUUCCGCAACCUCGAGCAGGGAAGCUCUGACAUCGUGAUGGCGACGAACAGCUUCCUGAACGAGAACUCGGUGUCAUUGGUGCGCGAACUGCGGCCUGCUGUGGAGAGUGUGGCGGCCAUGGUGCUGCGAGACGUGCUCAGCAAGGCGUUCCGCGCCGCACCGCUGCGCGUACUCUUCCCCGAAGACGCCAAGCACUGAACUGCAGAAACAUUCACUGCCGCUCAACACCACUUCCGCUUCUCACCAGACUCCCUCUCUCGCAACACAUGUCGUCCUAUUUGGCAGCUACGUGACCGAGGGGCAACGCGAAAUUAGAUACGAGCGUUCCCCUCCCCCUCCCCCCACCCCCUCAGCGUUUAUCAAAAUGAUGUUUUUAUCUCACUGUGGCCCUUUAUUGUUUUCAGAUUCUGUAGCUCGAGUCCUGCGCUUCCCGUGGAAGUGAUAGAGAAAUUGAAUCAUAGCGCAGUGAAAAUAGUUACGUAACAUUAAUGAUACCAGCUUCCUGUCAAAGCAGAAAGAAUGUGCUCCAAGGAACACUCUUUCAUUGCUCGUAAUACACUAAAAAGUAAACAUGAAGAAGAUCGAGUGAUUAUGUAACAAAUUAUUAUCGUAGCUGUCAUUGCCGAGAGUGAAUAAUGUUUGGUUUUAUUGUUUAUUUAACUAUAAUUUUUUACUUAAGACUGAACGAACUGAGUUCCAUAUAGUUACGAGGGACAUAAUUUUCAUAUGUCAUACCUACAAAGUACAAAACAUAUAGGCUCUUAUUUAAUAUUUAUUUUUAUUUUUGGCUUAUAACUGUGUGUACUGCAAUUUUGUAACUUGUUAAUUAUAUUAAGAAUAAAACUUCAUUUAACUGAUACUUUUAUUCCUUCAGCCUUAAAUAUUUGAUACUUGAUUGUUACAUCUCCAGUCUCUUUUACUGCUACAUGUCUCUUCGCCUGUUUCUUGCACAAACUAGUGAGUGUCUGUAAAAUGGUAUUAAUUUUGGCUUUCUAUUUGCUUUCUUUCUUACGAUAUCUUCUUUUCAACUGUUAAUCCUUGUAUGAGUUACGUAUUUCGUUCCCUGUCCCUGUCGAACAUAUUGUUCCCAGAAAGCUUAUCCAAUACUCUAACCCUUUAUUCUAGCAUUUUAGAUUUCUGUUUUCACUAGUGUUAGAGAUUCACUGACACAUCAUAGAUGGAAUGGCUAUUCUCCAGAAAUUUUUUAAAAAUUUUCUAGCAUUAACAUUAUAUUAAGUAAUAACUUACUUUGUUACAACGGUUUCGCUGAUGUAUUUGAUUGUAACUACAUUGUUUUAGGGUCAUUACUCAACGUAAAGUAAAUUUAUUCUUUUACUUUUCUGUUGUUCGAUGUCAUUGUCUUCGAUACUGACUCCUGUUCGUAAGCUGAGUAAUUCAUACAGUCAAACUUCGC